AUGGACCAAAACGAGGAAGCUGGGCUCGAAGAGCGUCUGAAGUCCGCGCUCUGGCUGGCAAUCGGCAGAAUUGUGGACGAAGAGACCAUCAAACUCGGUAUCAACGCCACGCCUCAGUUCAUCGGAGCGUUGACGGAAUUGGUCUGGGCUCAGAUAGAGACGACUAGCCAGGAUCUAGAAUCCUUCUCGAAGCAUGCCGGCCGCUCGACGGUCAAUGUCAGCGAUGUCAUGCUCCUGGCCCGCCGGAACGAGGGCUUGGAAUCCAUCCUACGCGCAUUCGUCGAGCAGAUGCAUGAUGAAGAAGCCUGA
Aspergillus saccharolyticus JOP 1030-1 is the source of this 309-nucleotide messenger RNA. RefSeq names its product CENP-S family protein. Gene Ontology annotation, cellular component: Fanconi anaemia nuclear complex; FANCM-MHF complex. Gene Ontology annotation, molecular function: protein heterodimerization activity; chromatin binding. The coding region runs from base 1 to 309 and encodes 102 amino acids. The record is from RefSeq and is a predicted model, not a curated record. Lineage: Eukaryota; Fungi; Ascomycota; Eurotiomycetes; Eurotiales; Aspergillaceae. The transcript is spliced from 4 exons. Gene Ontology annotation, biological process: replication fork processing; resolution of meiotic recombination intermediates.